AGAGACAGAGAGAUGGAGGAGGGGGGCAGAGAGAUAAAGAUAGCUGAAAGGAGGGAGAUCCGUCAGCGUUGUUUCCUCAGGAUGUGGUUACCACGACGACGAAAAGGCAGAGAGGCAACAUCACUAUCCGCUGGUCCCUUCUGACACCUGCAAGUGUGUGUGAGUGUGAAAGUCAGAGUGUGUGUGUGUUUGUGUGUGCGUAUGUACGUGAGUUUCUGUGAGUAACUGACUGAGUAAAUGUGUGUGAGUGUGAAAAAGACCUGUGUAACAGUGGUUGUGUGCAAGUGUCCAUUUAGCUUGAGUUAUGUGUGACUGAUAUAGUGUGUGUGUGUGUGUGUGUGUGCGCGCGCACUGUCAGGAUAUACAGCCGAUAGAUACAGAGAGAGAGAGAGAGAGAGAGAGAGAGAGAGAGAGAGAGAAAGGUUGAAAAUCUGAAGGGGGAAAAGAUCCGACAAACGCUCGAGACGGUGGAGAGCGAAAGAGCAAGAGAAGUCAGCGAGAACGAUGAAGAAAAUCCGAAGAACAACUAGGACCCGAAAACAUGAACAACAGAAGAAGAACAUAUGUGAAAAGGAAAUUAAGCACCAAGGACUGGCACACUAGCUACACCCAGCGAGCCAUCAUGGACAACCGGUCAUCCACCCAAUCCUUUCCCAACCUGCAACACCAUCGUCACCGCCCAUCCUUUCACCUCACCUUGCCCAGCCUUCAAAGCCCUGAACUGGGACACCCAACCUCUCAGCCUGCCCUGGACCCGCUGGAGCAAUAUGGAAAAAGAGGGGAAGGAUCCACAACCUCCUUUACGAUUUCAAGCACCUCGUCGGCGGGAAGGAGAGCGAGCGGCGGAGGUGACAGAGGUUUGCUCAACACAAGUGGUAGCAGUUUGGAUGGAGAUGCUAACUUGGGAGGCCAUUUUGAUGGAGAAAGCGGGAUAGGCAGCCAUUUUGCUGACAAUUGGUAUGAAAGUAGCAAAAAAGAGGAAGUUUGGGAAGAUGGGGAGAGUUGUGAAAGCACCGCAGAUGAUUUUUAUAAUAAAGGUGAUUGCUACAGUAACACAAGUGAUGUUUUUUACACCAUGAAUUGUGGCAAUGAAGAAGGAGUCAGGGGCAAACUCAGAGCAAACUUGAAUAAUUAUGCCCUUGUUAGCCAUGAAGCUAAAAGCCAAACAGUUUACAACAGGGAGGCUAACAGUAACCACGUGACUAAACAAACUGUGUCCAACAACAGAAGUGUGGCAGGGAGCUUCAGUGACAGCAGUGUAGAUUAUUGCAGGACCGAUUCAAGAGUGAGCGAUAAUUAUUUAGGAAGAGAAGAAGAUUAUGGGUCCAGCUGUGGCUCAGGUGAGGAUCAGCUCCAGCCAGCAGAGGUGGAAGGACCGUGGCUCAGUGUCUCCCCCCUGAGUCAGACCGGAGAGGGCAGGUGGAGAGGAAUGGCGGACGCCUACACCUUGGCCUCAGGGUACCUCCCGCAGAGAUCACCUGUCGGCAUCAGCAGUGGGUCGUACAUUCAGAAACUGGACUCCUUCUCUGAGGCAUUCCUCUCCCAGCGAAAGAGAAGGUUCCCUAUGAAUACUGGAGGGGAUUCCUCCAGACCGAUCUGGGAAUUUGGAGUCGGGAGAGGAGAAGGCUCUGGAUUGGUCAAGUCAAGGCACAGCUGUGCUUUUGAUUCAGACUCUUACCUCCCUCCCUCCUCGUCUUCUUCACCCACUCACCCCUCUCUUGUGUCUUUGCCCUCUCCUCCCACAUCAUCUCACCUCAUGUCUUCUGUUCUGAGUCCUCCUCCCACACCUCUACCUCCUCCGUCCCACUCACCCUCCAAAAUGGACUCUCCCAGUGCACCUGGCAGCACCGGACAUUCUGUGUCCCAAGGGGGAGAUUCGCUUGGUGCGAUCCAGUUCUUCACUUCCCGCCUUCAGACUCUCCCAUCUAUCCAUUCAUCUGGAAUGGUGUGGAAGUUUCCAGUGAUGGCACACGGGUCUCCACAGUUGUCAGGCGAGCCCAGCAGCAUCGAGGUCAACCUGAGAUCGUCUCAUAGUCGUGACUACGGCAACGUCACAGCCUCACACAACAUCCUUCAGUCUCCAGAAUCCGCAUUCCUCACUUCGCUCCACCCACCCACUGCCCUCUGUCCCUCCAACACUCCAUCCCUCCACCCCUCCUUCCCUCUUCCCGCACAACCAUCUCAUCUUUCCGGCCAACAUUAUGAGGCAGCAGAAAAGAUAGACCCCUACGCUUUGAGCCAUAAAGCAAAGAAUGGGCCAGCCAAUCAGAACCAAUCUCCGCAACAGCAACAAGCCUCCCCAGUCUACACUGGAACUCCAUUUCCCAGCAUCCUUCACUCCAGCAGGGGUCAAAAGAGGGGCCACUACACUCCCCGACCCCUCCUCAAUCCUGUGCGCAGGGGGAGGGGGCUGUACUCCUCGCUCUCAUCUCUCCAUCACAGAGAGGAGGAGACAGCCUGUGGAGAAGAAGAAGAAGUUGAGGGUGGUGUGUUACCGUGUAUCAACGUGGGUCGUGAUUUCCAGGCAGAGCUUCCUACAUGCUUUGUAGGAGGCGAUGGGCCGGGGGUGUGGUCACCAGAGGUGGAACUCCCUCCAGAACAGCUGCUCUGGAAACCGUGGGACGAGCUGGAGGAGACUACCAGCUUAGAAGGCCAAGUGGAGAAGCUGUUAUCCAUGUGUAGUUCCAGCUGUUUACCAGGAGGGGGCAGUAACACAGAGCUGGCGCUGCACUGUCUGCACCACUGCCAGGGGAACACAAUGGCCACACUGGAGAUGCUGCUGUUCUCACAGCCCUCGCCAACAGGAGACUAUCACUACUCUGGUAGUGAUUCUUGGACAGACUCUGAAAAGAGUCUCUUCAGCGCAGCUCUGGGAACUUACGGAAAAGAGUUUUCACUCAUACAGAAAAUGGUGAGGACUAAAACCGUGUGCCAGUGUGUUGAGUUUUUCUACCUGACCAAGAAGCUCCAGGACAAGCAGAAGAAACAGAAGGAGGAGGAGAACAGGAAUGGACAGAUGGAGGAGCAGAAAAGUACGACGCCCACCUGUCAGCCAGUGAACAGACAGUUUGGACUGGAGGAGACGCUUCCUGUGCCCUCAUUGGCUAGCUUCUUCCCCUGCAAGCUGUGUGGCAAAAUGUUCUACAAAAUCAAGUCCCGCAAUGCUCACAUGAAGAUCCACCGCCAGCCCCAGGAGGACUGGACAGACAGGCGGCUGCAGCACCAGCUCCUCACUCAGCGUCUGGCUCUCAGUCGUCCCACCAACCUCAUGCCCACCCCCGGCAGUAAUCUGCUCCCGCUCCAGGCUCCAGCUCGGACCUUUUCCUCCUCUGGCCUCCCUGGAAUGCCAAGUAACAACAGCAAUGCAGACAAUGUCGUCAACUCUGUAACCAAUAGCAACACCAUCGCUCCCAGCAAUGCCAGUGUCCUAGAUCCCAGCACUAUGGUGACAUAUAGCAACAUCGCUGCGUCAAACUCUCACGUAAUCACUAAUAUUGAUGGCGGAGGCUCAAAUCAAAGAGAGCCCACCUCCAUCUUACCUUUCCACCAAUCAUGGGGCUCAUUUGGACAUGGCCCCGACCCUGCCACCUUCUACUGCAACACAGAUGGGAAAGAAGAUGUAGGAGCUGGGACUGUGGGGGGAAAAGAGCCUCUCAACUGGCAGUAAUGUUUAACUCUCCCAGAAGCAGUACUACCACUGAGAUCUAAGACUCAUCCAAACUGUUUAAGCAAACUAAAUCUGAACUCAAACUUUUUUUGAAAUACAUUCUGAGAAAACAUCAUUUUUUGUAAGUUUUUGUUGUAAAUUAUGUAAUUAAAUGUGUUACAUAUUUAAAUGUUUCUUAUGCAUUUGAAUAAAAAUUUUAA
Messenger RNA from Chelmon rostratus (copperband butterflyfish), 3867 nucleotides. RefSeq lists its product as uncharacterized. The transcript has 11 exons. Gene Ontology annotation, molecular function: transcription corepressor activity. Lineage: Eukaryota; Metazoa; Chordata; Actinopteri; Chaetodontiformes; Chaetodontidae. Bases 542 to 3667 code for a protein of 1041 amino acids. Gene Ontology annotation, cellular component: transcription regulator complex; histone deacetylase complex. The record is from RefSeq and is a predicted model, not a curated record. Gene Ontology annotation, biological process: regulation of transcription by RNA polymerase II; negative regulation of DNA-templated transcription.